Molecule: messenger RNA, 5811 nt
Organism: Salvelinus fontinalis (brook trout)
Lineage: Eukaryota; Metazoa; Chordata; Actinopteri; Salmoniformes; Salmonidae
Gene: kcnh3
Product: potassium voltage-gated channel, subfamily H (eag-related), member 3
Exons: 15
Coding region: 433-4086 (1217 amino acids)
Biological process (GO): potassium ion transmembrane transport; regulation of membrane potential
Cellular component (GO): membrane
Molecular function (GO): voltage-gated potassium channel activity
Source: RefSeq, a predicted model, not a curated record
ACCGCGAGGGGGAGAGGGAACAGCGAAGGGGGAGAGCGCGUGCUGUUCUGUAUACUGCCGAGGAGGAGCUUUCCUCCGGAGUUCAGUUCACAGCCUCAGCACCGAAACUUGCGCUGUCCUUACCCUGGGCUGGUUCAACAACAGAAUCAUUGCAACAGAUAAACACACUACGUUAUUUAUAGCUGGUUGUCUAUAGCUAAAAGCUGGUGCCAGGUUUGUGUUCUCCAAGACCCUGUAUGCACGUUUUCUUUUGAAGGAUAUGGUCACAACCCCGGUCUCAAAGUGGAGCCACGCGUAUCUCGGAUCGGCGCGCUCCUCCAGGGGCUAGGAUGCGCGCCCGGAACAUCCAGGUUCUUGCCCGGGUUCGGGUCUGACCAGGAGUCCACUGCCCCGGGUCGCCUAGGCAGGAGGACCCAGUCGACCCGGACCAGGAUGCCGGUGAUGAGGGGUCUGCUGGCCCCGCAGAACACCUUCCUGGACACUAUCGCCACCCGCUUCGAUGGUACCCACAGUAACUUUGUCCUGGGUAACGCCCAGGUACAGUCCCUCUACCCCAUCGUCUACUGUUCUGACGGCUUCUGUGAGCUGACCGGCUACGCCCGCGCCGAACUGAUGCAGAAGAGCUGCGCAUGUCAUUUCCUGUACGGGCCGGAGACCAGCGACCAGCUGACGGCGAAGAUCCAGGGGGCAUUGGACGACAGGGGGGAAUUUAAGAGUGAGCUGGUGUUCUACAAGAAGGGAGGUACCCAGUUCUGGUGUCUGCUGGACAUCGUGCCAAUUAAGAAUGAGAAGGGAGAGGUGGUGCUGUUUCUGGUGUCCCACAAGGACAUCACUGACAACAAGAAGGACCAGGACCCAGAGCAAGGCCCAGAGACUGAUGAGGAAACGGGUCUGGAAGUGCACAAGGUCACCCGUCCCCCAGGCUUCAACACCAACCGCAGACGCAGCCGGGCGGUGCUCUACCACCUGUCUGGACACCUGCAGAAACAGGACAAGAGCAAGAUCAAACUCAACAACAACAUGUUUGGGGACAAGCCGCCCAUCCCAGAGUACAAGGUCGCAGCCAUUCAGAAGUCCCGAUUCAUCCUGCUCCACUACGGGACCUUCAAGGCAGGCUGGGAUUGGCUAAUUCUGCUGGCUACCUUCUAUGUGGCAGUCACGGUGCCCUAUAAUGUGUGUUUCACUGUGGUGGGGGGGCGGGACGAAGGGAGCUCUGCCCCCCGCAGCCCCCCCAGUGUGAGUGACAUCCUAGUGGAGAUCCUCUUCAUGCUAGAUAUUGCAUUGAACUUCCGGACGACCUUUGUGAGCACGUCGGGCCAGGUGGUGUACGAUGCCCGCUCCAUAUGUGUGCACUACGUCACCACCUGGCUGUUUGUUGACCUCAUCGCUGCCUUGCCCUUUGACCUGCUCUAUGCCUUUAACGUCAGCGUGUACUUUGGGGUCCACCUGCUGAAGACAGUGCGGUUGCUGCGUCUGCUGAGGCUGCUACAGAAGCUGGAGCGUUACUCCCAGUACAGUGCUGUAGUCCUCACCCUGCUCAUGUCCAUGUUCGCCCUGCUGGCCCACUGGAUGGCCUGCAUCUGGUACUUCAUCGGACGCAGAGAGAUCGAAAACAGCCCCAACUCCUGGGACAUCGGUUGGCUACACGAGUUGGGAAAGCGUCUGGGCACCCCUUACUUCCUGUCUCCCCUUGCUACUUUGGCUCCUGGUUUGCUGCACCCCGCCAUUGUCAACGCCUUCCCGGCCAACAGUAGCCAAUGGAACGUGUCCGGGUUGGAGCUGGCAGGGCAGGACUCGUGGAACUCCAGCCAGUGGAACGUCACAGGGACUGGGGCAGGGGCCUUGGCUGGUGGGGCGGGGGUCGGUGUGGGACAGGGUGGAGGGAUGCUGGGUGGGGGUCCAUCAGUGAGGAGCUCCUACGUGACGUCGCUGUACUUCGCUCUCAGCAGUCUGACCAGCGUGGGCUUCGGAAACGUCUCAGCCAACACUGACUCUGAGAAGAUCUUCUCCAUCUGCACCAUGCUCAUAGGAGCCCUGAUGCAUGCGGUGGUGUUUGGUAACGUGACCGCCAUCAUUCAGAGGAUGUACUCUCGGCGCUCCCUCUACCACACCCGUACCAAGGACCUGAAGGACUUCAUCAGGGUCCACCGCCUGCCCAAGGCCCUGGAGCAACGCAUGUUGGAGUGCUUCCAGACAACCUGGUCUGUUAACAACGGCAUCGACGUCAGCGAGUUGUUGAAGGACUUCCCAGACGAGUUGAGGGCGGACAUCGCCAUGCACCUGAAUAAGGAGCUGCUGCAGCUGCCGCUGUUUGAGUCGGCCAGUAGGGGAUGUCUGCGCUCCCUGUCCCUCAUCAUCAAGACGUCGUUUUGCGCCCCGGGAGAGUUCCUCAUCCGCCAGGGAGACGCCCUGCAGGCCAUCUACUUUGUCUGCUCCGGGUCCAUGGAGGUGCUGAAGGACAACACUGUGCUGGCUAUAUUGGGGAAAGGGGACUUGAUCGGCAGUGAUUCUCUGACCAAGGAGCAGGUGAUUAAGACCAAUGCCAACGUGAAGGCCCUGACCUACUGUGACCUGCAGUACAUCAGUCUGAAGGGGCUGAGGGAGGUGCUGAGGCUCUACCCAGAGUAUGCUCAGAAGUUCAUCUCCGAGAUACAACACGACCUCACAUACAAUCUCAGAGAGGGCCACGGAGCUGACGUGGACUGGGAGAGUAACGGAGGCCUGGUGAAGAAGCUUUCAUCCAUUAAGGAGGAUGAGGAGGGUGAUGAAGAACAGAGCUCUGUAUCGUGUGCCCCCCGUUCCCCUUUACGUCUCACCAGGGUUAUUAACUCGCCCCUGCGCUCCCCCCUGCUGCCCCCUCGGCCCUUCCGCCCCCCCUCAGAACACACCCGCCCCGCCACCCUGCAGAUACCCGUGGUCAGCUUCAGCAGCGCACCGCCGGAGCUUAGUCCCAGGUUUGUGGAUGGUAUUGAGACAGAGAGAAAUGUGAACUCAACCCAGAAGUUUGAGUUUAGCUCCAGUCUUCUACACAGUGGUCCACCAUCCCCAGGACUAGGGAUCCAGGAGCAGUCAGAGAUCAGACAGAGUGUCUCUAAGCUGAGUGAUGAGAUGAGCAGUCUCUCCCAACAAGUCUCUCAGCUCAGCCAGGAACUACAGGAAAUGACCCGCCUGCUCCGGCCCCUCCUCCUUGUGGCGCCUCAGCCAAUCCUGACAGCCAUGACGCCCAUCCUGACUCCACCCCCCAGCAGUGCCAGCCAACCGUCCUCCAGGACACCUCUGGUGGUCCCACCUCCAGCCCCGCCCUGCUCCCCACAACCCCACCCCCGGCGAACGCAGUCCUGCUCACUAUUGGACGUGGACAGUGCUGACACAGGGAGGGUGGACCUGCCAGGUUGCCUCCUCCCCACCCCCCCUCUACAGAGGCCUCCAGCCCAGGCCCAGGCACAUUCUCCAAUCUCCCCAGGGAGAUGUUCCAAGGACUUACUCCACUCCAACCCCCCUUCCCCUGGGAGAGGAGACACAGAGGGGCCCACCCACCUCUCCAACGGUUCUAACCACUCCAACCUCCCGGUCUCUAGCAACGGGUUCUUCCCUGUCCAGGACCGUCCUCCCCUUGCCUCCCGCACCCCGUCCCCCUCCCUUUCCUUCUCACUGUCUCUCUCCUCCUCACCCUCCUGCUCUCCCUGCCAGGGACCCCACCAUUCUCGACCAGGCAGCCACAGUAGCCACAGCAGGGGCCUGCUCCCCCCGCCUCCCUCCCAGGACACCCCGCCCCCACCUUCCUCCCAUUGCUCUGCUCCCCCGUCACUCAUCUCCUCGCCUGGAGACCAUAGGCUGAGGGUGGUCAGCCCCUCCUUUUCCUCCUCCACUAACCUCAUCCCUCCCACGUCCUGUCUUAACCCCUCGCCCUUCUUCCCGGGGCCGUUCUCCCUGGACUCUCUGAGGUUUGAGACGCAGGGGGGCCCCAGGCUGGAGGCAGGACACCUGGAGCUUGAGAUGCAGGAGUGGGGAGGGGAGAUGGGGGAGGGAUGCUCCCAAAUGAUGGAACACAUCAGCUACAUUGACGAGGAAGGGCCAGCUCUGUGACAGAGAGGCAGAUUACAUGCAAGAAGAAACAGUAGAAGAGAGAAUAACAAGGAGAGAGGAGAAAAUGUAGCCAGCUGGUCCAGAGAGCAACGUUGAACCUGUGAUAUGCACACAGACAGACAUAUAGACAAAUUAAUAGACAAACAGUGAGAUGGUCAGGUGGAAACCAAUGGCAUCACUGAAAAAGAUCCCACCAGGACAGUAGCAUGACACCUAAUCUAACGGCAGACUAAUCAGGCGAUCUGGCCAUGUUCUGGUCAUGUUAAAGCAACAAAUCCUUCGGUAUCUGUGGACGUCAUGAUGUCAUAAGUGAAAUGUGCACCUUUUUCCCUACCCCUCUGCUGACUCCAUAGAGAGCAUGUUGCCCGUGCCAGAUUUUCCCAACCUACCACCCCUUCAUGACAUGACAUAGGACUGGAAAUGUACACUCUUAUUCAGUCUCUGUCAUGUAGAUUCAGCAUCAUACUAACAUAUGUUGCUUAGAUAUCACCAUAGCUGAUUCAAAUGUGGAGUUAAUUUACUUCAUAUUACUACUAAAUAUUCCUUCAGAGUUUCUCUUUAGAUACAUUGGGACAUGUUUCUCUGCUACUUGUUAUAUGGAGGGUUAUUUGUUACAUUUGGAUAACCCCAUUAGACUAUCUCCACAAACUACAUACACACUUGCACUGUGGUCUUAUAUAGAAUGACACCCUCAGUGUCGAUCCAGCAUUCAUAGUAAAGCCUACACACCGUAGUUUCUCUCCCUCUAACAAUAUUUAACACUACAAGAGAAUCAGUGAGCUUACAAGACACAUGGAUCCCACCAGAACAUGUAGACAACACUACUGUAGAGUAGAUAUUAAAGGGCAACUCCACCACUUUUCAACCUCAUUUUCAUUAUCUUCAGCAAAAUACCAGUGUCAACAUAUGUGUAAAAGUUUUGUAGAAAAAAAUCUUUAGUUAAAAAGUUCUACACGAUGACUAGCCUGAUGACUCACACUAAAUUAUUCCGUUGCUCCGUUUUUCACUACAUACUUUAGUCUGAGACUAGCAUCAUUGAAGUCGUCUGUGGUGACGAGGGGCACGAGGGGCGUUGUACAACACAAAGUCCCUUUACUACUCUGAUUGGAUCGCCUCUAACCAAUCAGAGUAUUAAAGCCGCUUUACCCAAGCGUGUUCUGGCACUGGCCCAAGCCAUUGAUUUCUUGACCAAUCAGACGGCCCCGAAUGUGUUCGCAAUCGGUGAAGGGUCAGGGAGGUACUCAGAGCCAGACUCAAUGCGAAGAAGAAACUAACGUCCGUGGGCGUGGAGUAUAGUCGGAGCAAGGAGCCUGGGGAGCCAACCCGAUGACAUCGUCAAAAGUUUAAACAUUUUAAAAACUGUUCUUUUCAAACACUAUGAAAUUUGCGGUGAUAUGGGGAGCAAGAAAAUACCCUCCCUUGGGCUAGAAAUUCAUUGCAGGUUUUGAAUAUCAGUUUUUUACUUUUAAUCCUACCCUGUGAUGUCACAGAGAAGCAUCUUUUAAAUCACAGAAAUGUGCUGUUUUUACAUACACUACCGUUCAAAAGUUUGGGGUCACUUAGAAUGUCCUUGUUUUUGAAAGAAAAGCGCAUUUUUUGUCCAUUGAAAUAACAUAAAAUUGAUUAGAAAUACAGUGUAGACAUUGUUAAUGUUGUUAUUGACUAUUGUAGCUGUAAAUGGCAGAUUUUUUAUGGAAUAUCUACAUAGGUGUACAAAGGCCCAUU